ACGCCAACAGUAUGUCUAUGCAUUCCUACUGCUUUCAUUAAAUCUGGUCAAGUUAAUCGAGUUAUUUUUCGUCACGACAUUGCUCAAAAGAUUAAAGAUCUCAAUGAAAGAUUAGCAACAAUUGCUGACAUGAAGCAAAAUUUUAACUUCCAGAACACAAAAAGUGGUACUGAACUUAUUGAGCGACAAAAGACCACUUCUUUUGUCGAUCAAACAUUUGGUCGGGUAGAUGAAAAAGAAUUGUUGGUGGGCAAGUUGUUGAGUGAGAGUAAUCCUAAAGGGCAGAGCCCCCUUGUCAUCCCUAUUGUAGGGAUGGGUGGAAUCGGUAAAACAACCCUUUCCCAACUAGCAUAUAAUGACGAAAAAGUGAAGGCCAAUUUCACAAACAGAAUAUGGGUUUGUGUCUCAGAUCCAUUUGAUGAGCUCAACAUAGCCAAAGCCAUUAUUGGAGCCCUUGAUGGAAAUGUCAAUCCCAUUUCAAAUGACCUAGAAGCUUUCUUCCAAUGUGUGUGCAAGUCUAUCGAGGGGAAAAAGUUUCUCCUUGUCUUAGAUGAUGUGUGGAACCAAGACUAUAGGAAGUGGGAAAAUUUGAAGCUACCUUUACAAAAUGGUGCUGUGGGUAGUAAAAUAAUAGUCACUACACGAAAAGAAGAAGUAGCUAGGAUGAUGGGAUCAGCACCCGAUAACACUAUCAAUUUGAAGGUGUUGAGUGACGAAAAUUGUUGGUCAUUGUUCGCUGAAAUUGCCUUUACCAAUAGAAACCAAGAUGAGUGUCAAAAUUUAGAACCUAUUGGUAAGGAAAUUGUGAAGAAGUGCAAAGGGUUGCCUCUUGUUGCCAAGACUUUAGGUGGUCUCAUGCGUUGUAAGAAAACAAAGAAAGAAUGGCAAGAUGUUUUGAGUAGUAAGAUAUGGGAGUUGGACAUAGUGGAGCAACAAGUUUUCCAACCGCUAUUACUAAGUUAUUAUGAUUUAACUCCAAUGAUCAAGCGUUGUCUCUUGUAUUGUGUUACCUUCCCAAAAGACCAUGUAAUUAAAAAAGAAGUUUUGAUUGAGUUGUGGAUUUCGCAAGGUUUUCUUAGUUCAGUUGGUAACAAAGAAAAGACAAUAAUAGACAUUGGAGAAUCAUAUUUCGAUAACUUGGUAAUGCGAUCUUUCUUCCAGAAUUUAAAGAAAGAUGAAUUUGGAGAUAUUGAAAAGUGCCAAAUGCAUGAUAUUGUGCACGACUUUCUCGGAUAUUUAACUGAGAAUGAAUGCUUAAUUGUUGAGUUGAAAGGUGGUGAGGAGAGAAUACAAUUACCAGAAGACAAUAGGCUUGGUCAUUAA
Molecule: messenger RNA, 1323 nt
Organism: Rosa rugosa (rugosa rose)
Lineage: Eukaryota; Viridiplantae; Streptophyta; Magnoliopsida; Rosales; Rosaceae
Product: putative disease resistance protein RGA3
Exons: 1
Coding region: 130-1323 (397 amino acids)
Biological process (GO): defense response to other organism
Molecular function (GO): ADP binding
Source: RefSeq, a predicted model, not a curated record